Molecule: messenger RNA, 714 nt
Organism: Asterias rubens (European starfish)
Lineage: Eukaryota; Metazoa; Echinodermata; Asteroidea; Forcipulatida; Asteriidae
Product: MAPK-interacting and spindle-stabilizing protein-like
Source: RefSeq, a predicted model, not a curated record
AUGGGUGAUUUUGCUGGGGAUGGCCAAGAGCAUGUGCCAAGAGUAUGUGCCGAGAGUAUGCGCCAAGAUGGCCAGGGAAUGGGCGAGGUUGCCCCAGUUAACGUGCUUUCAUCAGUAGACGAAACGUCGAGCCGGACAGGGAAGUCGCGGCGGGGCUGGACUGAUGUAUCAGGGAGGUUGCAUCGAGGAGCUGGGACAUGCCCGACUGUACUUGUGACAGGCCCAACUGAUGCUGUGACAGGCCCAACUGUGACAGGCCCAACUGUAGCCGUGACAGGCCCAACUGUAGCCGUGACAGGCCCAACUGUAGCUGUGACAGACCCAACUGUAGCUGGAACAGGCCCAACUGUAGCUGUGACAGACCCAACUGUAGCUGGAACAGGUCCAAUUGUAACUUGGACAGGCCCAACUGUAGCUGUGACAGACCCAACUGUAGCUGGAACAGGUCCAAUUGUAACUUGGACAGGCCCAACUGUAGCUGGGACAGGCCCAACUGAUAGCUGAACCCUUACAAAAUUUUCCCAUGGUGUUUUCCCAUGGGAAACCCAUGAUGAUUUCCCAUGGGCGAUUCCCCAUGGGAAACCCAAGGAGAAAUUGGACCCCAUGUAUACAUGAGAUAACUUCCCAUGGGAUAUUUCCCAUGGAUUCACAUGGGGUUUUACCCAUGCACCCCAUGGUGUUUUCUACCCUAUACCCAUGGGUUUUUACCCAUGC